AUGGCUCCUCAGAAAGGUAACAAGUGGAGCCACCUCACCACCAAUCUUACCAGCACAACUCCCGGGUACCUGCAUGAAAUAUACCACGGUGAAGCCUACGAAGUAACAACAGGACCACUAUAUGGACACAUCGAGCCCCCCUCCGCCAAAGUUAUCAAAAAAGCCUCUUCUCCCCUGACAUUGGAUACAAGGGGAGAGAAAAGUUGGUGGGAAAGAGCUAAAACCACUUCGAAACUCACAUGCAUUGUCGGCUUCAUUGCUUUCUGCAUCUUCUUUGCAUUCGUGGUGGGCGUGCCUGCCGCUUUAGCGACUCGAACUGCCAAGAGGAAAGGAGGCCGACCCAGCCCCGUACCACAUCCGCCCGAGGAAACAAACGAUCAGCUGAUGUCUGCGUUGGACCUUCCUAUGGAACCGACCAUUCUUCCACGGGGGCAUUCAGUAGAUGGCAAAAUCCCAAAUACUGCUCUCUUCUCACCACAAGGAUUUGUGACUGUGACAACCCUCCAGGGUUAG
Molecule: messenger RNA, 513 nt
Organism: Penicillium verhagenii
Lineage: Eukaryota; Fungi; Ascomycota; Eurotiomycetes; Eurotiales; Aspergillaceae
Exons: 2
Coding region: 1-513 (170 amino acids)
Source: RefSeq, a predicted model, not a curated record